This is a messenger RNA of Haemonchus placei, 870 nucleotides long. NCBI's taxonomy places the organism in Eukaryota, Metazoa, Nematoda, Chromadorea, Rhabditida, Trichostrongylidae. The record is from the annotation of a GenBank genome assembly.
UUGCAGAUUGAACGAUGGUAUGUAGAAAAGAAACUUGGAGAGGGAGGAUUUGGAGCUGUCUAUAGGGUCCGGGAUCAGACAGGGCAGUACGCUUUGAAGGUAGAAGGUGUAGAUGAGAAAGUGCAGGUAUUAAAAAUGGAAGUCUUCGUACUUACGGAGUUAGCGGCUCGAGGUGGUCGUCACUUUUGUAAAAUUGAAGAUAAAGGAAGAUAUGGGACAUUCAAUUAUGUUGUAAUGACCCUUGUGGGGAAGUCACUACAGGAUUUACGAAAGGAACGUAAUCCUCAAUGUCUCAGUCUGGCCUGUGCACUUUCUGUGGGUAUCCAGUGUUUAGAAGCUCUAGAGGAUCUACAUGGAAUUGGGUAUCUUCAUCGUGACGUUAAACCUGGCAAUUAUACUAUUGGACGGCCGGAACUUCGGGAAUUACGCAAAGUAUACAUCCUCGAUUUUGGGAUGUGCAGGAAAUUCACAAACGAUCAAGGAGUAAUCAGAAAGCCUCGUGCCGCGGCUGGCUUUCGUGGCACUGUCCGCUAUGCCCCCAUUUCAUGUCACCUACAGAGAGAACUGUGCAGAAAGGAUGAUGUUGAAACGUGGGUGUACCAGCAGGUAGAGCUCACGGUUGGGCGAGUUCCAUGGAGGGAAGUGCAAGACAUGAAUCAGGUCGGAGAAUAUAAAAAGAGAUGUCGUCAACCGCCAGGAAUUUAUGAGCUUUUCGCUCCACCAUGUCCACGAGAGUUUCAUGAAAUACUAGCACUUGUCGAUUCCUACAAAUACUAUGAUCAGCCCAACUAUCAGCAAAUCUAUGGACUUAUGAGAAGAGCUCUACAGAAUUGUGGACAACCAGAAUUUCCAUACGAUUGGGAGAAAUAG